Anneissia japonica is the source of this 2498-nucleotide messenger RNA. RefSeq names its product tripartite motif-containing protein 2-like. Gene Ontology annotation, cellular component: nucleoplasm; chromatin. NCBI's taxonomy places the organism in Eukaryota, Metazoa, Echinodermata, Crinoidea, Comatulida, Comatulidae. The coding region runs from base 199 to 2406 and encodes 735 amino acids. The transcript has 2 exons. Gene Ontology annotation, biological process: positive regulation of DNA-templated transcription. The record is from RefSeq and is a predicted model, not a curated record. Gene Ontology annotation, molecular function: ubiquitin-protein transferase activity; zinc ion binding; protein binding.
UGUAAGAGGAAAAUCAAUAUCCAUUUAAUUUAAAAACUAAUUUGCAUGACAACACUACAGUCACAGAUCAUUACACACAAUAAAUUGGUCGCCCUAUACCAGGUCACAUGACUUAAAAAUCAGGAAAAACCAACUGUUGUUCUGUCGUACAUAAAAGUAGCAUACCUCACAGCAAGAAAACUUAAGCAUUAUUUCAAGAUGGCUACCAGUGAGCUGAAUCAGUUUCUGGAAAAUGUUGAUGAGAUGGUCCUAGAAUGUACUAUAUGCUUUAAGAGACUUCAAAAUCCUAAAUCCCUCAACUGCCUCCAUACAUUCUGUUUGGCAUGUCUUGAAGAUUGGGUAAGGAAGGAGAAGGGCAAGCUAACAUGCCCAACUUGCUCAAAAUCAUAUUCUAUUCCAGAGGGCGGGCUUCAGAAGCUUCCACCAAAUACCAUUUCAAUAGAAACUAUUGACAAAUUUUCAGAAACAGAUCAGAUGAAAUGUGUUUGUAGAAAAGGACAGGCAAAAUGCUACUGCGUGGAAUGCAGACAUUACUUGUGUUCUACUUGUAAUGACCAUCACAAAAUAUUGCCAAUUUCAGAAAAUCACAAGCUACAUUCAGUAGAGGACAUGCGGUCAAUGACCCCUUUACAGAUUGCAGCGUUACAUCCUCCGAUGUGCUCUCUUCACAAUGAACCUUUAAAAUUUUUCUGCAGCAUAUGUAAAAUUCCAAUAUGCAUGCAUUGCACAAUUACUGACCACAAUGCAUGGGAUGGAAAUCACAAACCAAUCAGCAUUUCUAAAGCAUUUCAAACAUUUAAAGAAACUUCAGCAACAUUGGAGAAAGCUGCCAAUGAAUGUAAAACCAAAUUACAAAAUGGCCUCAAAAAAGUUAUUCAGAAUACCUCAAAAUUAGAACAAAGUAAAGAGACAAGUUUAAGAGAUUUUGACAAUCAUGUGCAAGAAAUACAUAAGAAAAUCAUGGAAAUUAGAAAGAAGGUGAAAAAUAAAGUUGAAGCAAUGUACAAAGUGAAGAAACAGGUAAAUGAUUUACAAGUAGAUGAAUUGAAAAUAACAAUAUCUGAUAUAAAUACAAAACUGCGUUUACUUAAUCAGUUAUUGAAGAGUGAUGAAGUUACAGCAAUGCAAUCAUGUGAAUCAGUAAUUACAGCACUGAAAGAAAGAAUUGAUAAAUUACCAACAACAGAUCCAAAAACCAAUGGACAAUUUAAUUUUUUUAUCAAUAAUGAUCAGUUUGAUUCAUUGCAAGAAUGGGAUAUUGGGUAUGUAUCACACAUGAAGGUGGCAGACAACUAUUUUGGAAUAGCAGAAGAUAAGAUAUAUUCGGAGAGCUCAGACCUAAUUACUAUUGGAAUAAAUGAAUGGAAUGCUCAACUGAAUGAAUGUAGAAUAUAUCUAGAUCAACUAAACGCAACAUGGACAAAGCCUUCAGGAGAAACCUGCAUCUCUGAAAUUGUCGAUGAUUAUGGAUACUGGGUAUUAGGAAAGUGCACAGGUCCAGGAAUUUAUGAACUAGAUGUGACUGCUGAUGGUGAACCAAUCAGUAAUUCACCGUUGAUGAUCAAAGUAGAGGAGGAAGGAUUAGUGAAUACCAUUCAAAUAUUAAACACACCAUGUGAUGUAGUUAAGUGUGGAGAUGAUAGCUUGCUGGUUUCAAAUUUGACAAAUGAAAUGCUGAAGUACAAGCAAUCAGGAGAAUAUGUUAGUAAAGUUACACUGCCACAAGGUGUGAAAGUUUACAGAAUGUUCAAAAUGAAAAAUGGUAACAUAGCAUUCAGUGAUAAUGGUAUGAAAAAAAGAUUAAAAGUGUGCAAUAUGAAUGGUCAGGUAAUCAAAUCAAUGGGUAAGGGAGAAUUAUCACAUCCAACUGGUAUCCAUGUGGAUGAGGCAUCAAAUGUUGUGUAUGUAGGAGAUUGGAAUAUUGGCUGUGUGUUCAUGUUUGACAUUGAUAGUGGUCAUGUGAUUAAGAAGAUCACAGGGUCACGGGGAAAUCAAAGACGUCAAUUGGAAGGAGUCAUAGACGUUACUCUUACAAAUCAAGGGGACCUCCUUGUAUUAGAGUAUGGCAAUAGCAGAUUACAUUUAUAUGAUAAUGCGGGAAGGUUCAAGAGAGUCCUUGUUGAAGCAGGCAAUGAAAAUGGUAAAUUGAGGAAUCCAUGUGGAGUAGUAUUUGACAAUUGGACAAUUAUUAUAUCAAGCAAACACAAAGUACAGCUUUUCAGAGGAGAUGGAGAUUUCAUUAAAAGAAUUGAUAAAAAAGAGGAUGGAAUAAAUAAUCCACUUGGAUUAUCCAUCAUUUCACAUCAUCCACAAAGAUUUGCAGUAGUGAAUCCAAGUGAUGAAAAUAUAAAAAUGUUCAAUUACACUGACAACUUGUCACAAGAACUUGUUCUUUUUAAAAUAUAACUAUGAUUUCAUAAAUAUAAUUAUGAAGUUGUUUUUUUUUCUACAUAAUGUAGAAGUUGUUUAUACUGCUCUGUAUCAUCAUCAUUAGUGUU